GUUCAGUUGGACGCAAACUGCCAUAUUGAGUGAUCUCGUGGAAGGUCCGCCACUUGGUCAGGGGCUGCUGGCACUUCGAGGUUUGACAGUGUUAUGCCACCAGCACCAGAUAUGGACGAAAAGAAGAUCGAUAUGCGUCACAGCAAGCUCAAGGCGGAAGAGGCAGCUCUCCUGGCCGGCGAGUUAAAGAAGCCCUCGUGGCAGUCCAAGAACGAGGGCAUCCACGAGAGGGUCAGCUUCGAGGACUCCAUUUGGGGCUUCGACCUGGCCGGUGGCUCUUUUUAUAAGACGCCUUUGAGAGUUGUUCAUGUAAAGCCGGAUAGUAGAGCGGAAAAAGCCGGCAUCCGCAUCGGUGACAAAAUCAAGCGGAUCAACGACAUCGAUACCUCAACGCUCACUAUCCAGGAGGCGCAUGAGAUCAUAAUCGAAUCCGGAGUUCAUCUCAAGAUCGCUGUCACUGCGCCUGAAGAUGAAGAAGACUCCUACUUCUGCUACCAAGAUCCUACUCUGGAGCAGGGCUACGAUAGCGACGAGGAGCGGAGAAGAGAGGAGGAGAAGGCGCGUAAGCGACGCAUCCACUGCAAAGUUAAUUCGAACUGGAGCCUGCAGUGGCCGUGGGUGAGCAAACGGAGGGUUAUUUGGCACGAGUCCAACUGCUACCUGGUACCCAGCAAGUACGAGGAGAAACAUAGAGACAAAUUUCCUCCAAUACAAAACGGUCCAAAGCAACAAGACGACAUCGUGCUUGAUCCCAUUAAAGGGAAAAAUUCCAACGCCCCUACAACCAACAGUAUUCCCGUCAACGUACCCAACGGAACUGAUAUACAUUCAAAUGGUAUUAAAGAGAACGACACUUUGGUGAAUGAAAUUAUUGAGAAACCUGAAAUGAACGGCAUGCUUCAAAUUCCUGAAGCAGACAACGAAGAUGAAGAAGUUUCUCAAAGCAGUGAAAUGGUAACUUCUAAUAGUGAAGAAUUAGUUUCACAGAACGGUGAACUUUCCAAAAGUGAAGAAUACAAUGACAUUAGUGAAGAGAAAUUAAAUGAAGACACUGAAGGCGUAAUUGACGAGGUCUUGAAUGAAGUUCUUAAAGAAGAUGGAGGAAACACAACAAAUAAUGAAGAAGAUAGUAUAAUAGAUAGUAUUUUAAGUAACAAUGAAGAAUUUGUUACGCAUAAUUCAGAAUCUAUCGAUGAAAGAUAGAUUUUAGUUGCUAUAAAAAUAAUAUUUUACAUUUAUCAUUUCAUUCCUGCCUCAUUUUAUACUACUUCAUUUUGAUAUUGACUCUUUAGAGUUUUGGUCAAGUAAUAUGAAGGUGUUCUUAUAAAAGACCAUUAAAGUUUUCAAGCAGCUUCAUUGCUUUUUAUUAAUAGUUUCAUUGCCGGUAUGAUCAUCAAAAACAGUUUAUGAAAGCAUCAAAUACAGAAAGUACAUUUGAAAUUGCUUGUUGGUUGGGGUAACAAUUGACUCGACCAGACCUGAAGCAAAUCUAGAGGUUUGGGAAUUCAAAGAGUUAUAACAGAAUCCUUUAAAGCGAGAUAUUUGUGUCGCAAAAAAUAUACGAUACACCUAAGGAUAUUGUCCAAAGAACGUGCUAAAAAAGGGUAAAAUAAAAGUCCAAAAUGAAUUAUUUAAGAAUGAAAUAUCUAACUUUGUACAUAAUUUUAAUGUUGAGAUAUUUCUGUGUAUGUACUACAGAGAACCUGCUAAAUUUUGAUAUUUUACCGAAGCCCUAUUAGUUAAUAAAUUCACAUUUAUCCCAAAAUUUGCAAACUGAUCAAUGACAUCCGCUGCCCCGUCGCAAUAGGGCGCUUGUCGACGUCGGAUCUGUGUCGAUUUUACUCCGUCUGUUCUUGUAUGACCUUGAAGAUGAGUUCCGCAGUCUCUUUCUUACACUGUUAUCGUGCGGAAUAUUACGCUUUAGUAUCAAGAUGUCUGUAUAUACAUUUAAGGGUCGGAAUUGUCCGGAAACAAUACACUAUGCCUAAUAUGCUCAGUUUGUUACAAUACAUAUAGUCUACACGCAGUUCUCAGGUAUACUAUGUUAUUAAAUUGCUUUAACAAUACAGCGAGGACAUUGUGUAUGACACUUUAGUCGAUAACGACGCUCUUAACGUUGUAUUCAUGUGUCAUAUAAACUGUUUGAGUAAUAAUAUUAAAUGUGUACUGUAAAAUACUUCUGUGCUAUCAUUUUUUUGUCAGACCAUUUAUUUUGUGUUAUAUAAAACUGUGUCAUUAUUUUUAUAAUUUCAUCGCCUUUGUAAAUAUAUACUUUUUAAUAACGUACCUUUUUUUAGUAACUCUCUCUCGUU
Messenger RNA from Hyposmocoma kahamanoa, 2312 nucleotides. RefSeq lists its product as uncharacterized. Gene Ontology annotation, biological process: actin cytoskeleton organization; muscle structure development. NCBI's taxonomy places the organism in Eukaryota, Metazoa, Arthropoda, Insecta, Lepidoptera, Cosmopterigidae. Gene Ontology annotation, molecular function: muscle alpha-actinin binding; actin binding. Bases 94 to 1203 code for a protein of 369 amino acids. The record is from RefSeq and is a predicted model, not a curated record. The transcript has 7 exons. Gene Ontology annotation, cellular component: stress fiber; Z disc; filamentous actin.